GUUGGUGAUGUGUUAAAGACGCGCCUCUGUCAACUCGAUUGGCUGCACAUGAACUCGACCUUUAAGUCUGUGAAGAAGUGAUCAGCUCCGUGUUUAUUUAUGGUCGUCAGAUGAAGAUGCUUCUUCUGAGGAGAGCCGUGCUGACGGCGGCAAGGACAUCCCACUGCAGGUCAUUUUCUGCCUCACAGAGUCACCGGAAGGACAGAAAAGGUCUGGUGCUGGGAGUGUUUGAGAAGGAGGGAGAGGAGGGCAGCCUUCCUCUGACAGAAGCUGCUGCAGGUUUUGACCAAAGUCUAUCUGGGAAACUCUCUGAACUGCUGAACAUCUCUGGACCACCUCUCAAGAAAGGCAAAAGCAGAAUAUUUUAUGGAAUCCACAAGGACUUCCCGUGUGUAGCGGUGGUCGGGCUGGGUAAGAACAAUGCAGGCGUUUGCGGAGCAGAGAACUGGGACACCGGCAGGGAGAACGUCAGACAGGCCAUAUCAGCUGGCUGCCGGUUACUUCAGGACCUGGAGGUGAACCACGUGGAGGUGGAUGGCUGUGGAGAUGCUCAGUCAGCAGCAGAAGGUGCCAUUUUGGGUUUGUUUCAGUACGACCAACUUAAAUCCAAGAAGAAGACCAAAGUAACACCCCAGCUUCAUGGAAGUGCUGACAUGGACGGAUGGAAGAAAGGAGUAGUGUAUGCAGAAGGCCAAAACUUGGCACGUCUACUAAUGGAAGCUCCAGCCAAUCACAUCACUCCUACUGCUUUUGCCAACACCAUUGAGGAGAAAUUAGCACCACAUGCUGAACGAGUCACAAUCCAAAAGAGAUCCCAGGCUUGGAUAGAGGAACAGCAGAUGGGAGCGUUCCUCAGUGUGUCUAAAGGUUCAGAGGAGCCCCCCGUCUUCCUGGAGCUCCAUUAUAAGGGCGCCCCUGACAGUGCGCAGGCCCCGCUGCUCUUAGUCGGCAAAGGAAUUACCUUCGACAGUGGCGGUAUUUCUCUGAAGCCGUCUUCCUCUAUGGAUGCAAUGAGAGCUGAUAUGGGCGGAGCCGCAACUGUGUGCGCGUCCAUCGUCACAGCAGCAUCUCUGAGACUGCCAGUCAACAUUAUUGGUCUGGCUCCUCUGUGUGAGAACAUGCCCAGUGGAAAGGCCACUAAACCAGGUGAUGUUGUCACAGCAAAGAAUGGAAAAACAAUCCAGGUUGAUAAUACAGAUGCAGAAGGCCGACUGAUCCUCGCUGACGCGCUCUGUUACGGACACAUCUUCAACCCCAAAGCAAUUGUCAACGUCGCUACGCUAACAGGGGCAAUGGAUGUCGCUCUCGGAUCAGCAGCCACUGGAGUAUUCACAAACUCUGACUGGCUCUGGGCGCAGCUGCACAAGGCUAGUGUUGUGACAGGUGACAGAGUGUGGCGGAUGCCUCUGUUCCAGCACUACACCAGACAGGUGACUGACAGCCAGCUGGCUGACCUCAACAACAUCGGCAAGUACAGCCGUUCUGGCGGUGCGUGCACAGCAGCUGCAUUCCUGAGAGAGUUUGUCACAUCUCCUCAUUGGGCUCAUUUGGACAUUGCUGGAGUGAUGAGUAAUAAAGAUGAAGUUCCCUACCUGGGGAAAGGCAUGUCUGGAAGGCCAACACGUACGCUAGUGGAGUUUGCAGCUGGGUUGACCCACCAUGCCUAACUGGAAAAAAGACUGUUACAUCAUGAGCUCCCUCUCUACCACGAUUCACCAGUGAUCUCUCUGGAUAGAGAGACAGAGGAGUAAUGGCCACAUUUCAAAAUCCACGCACAAUUGAAUGGUUUCCUCAGAAUAACAGAAAAUUAUGGCAGUGAUACAUUUGCAAUAUUUUACUAAUCAAUUUAAGAUCUUCAGUGUUUACAUACUGCAAAUGCAUCAAUUCAAGUUAAUGUAAGACUGUUGUGAUUUCAGAUAAAUAAAGUACUAAUGCUCUGUUGUAGUUUGCAUAAUUUAUACAGUAUGUUAAAUGAAUAAAAUCUCUAAGACAUUUUAAA
This is a messenger RNA of Scomber scombrus (Atlantic mackerel), 1999 nucleotides long. It is a transcript of the gene lap3, whose product is annotated as leucine aminopeptidase 3. The record is from RefSeq and is a predicted model, not a curated record. Gene Ontology annotation, biological process: proteolysis. The transcript has 13 exons. NCBI's taxonomy places the organism in Eukaryota, Metazoa, Chordata, Actinopteri, Scombriformes, Scombridae. Bases 111 to 1667 code for a protein of 518 amino acids. Gene Ontology annotation, cellular component: cytoplasm. Gene Ontology annotation, molecular function: manganese ion binding; metalloaminopeptidase activity.